Molecule: messenger RNA, 877 nt
Organism: Syzygium oleosum
Lineage: Eukaryota; Viridiplantae; Streptophyta; Magnoliopsida; Myrtales; Myrtaceae
Product: high mobility group B protein 1
Exons: 8
Coding region: 116-628 (170 amino acids)
Source: RefSeq, a predicted model, not a curated record
GGAAAAGAUGAUAUUCCCCGCUUGAUUCGCUAUUUCGCAGCUCGAUUGUCCGCCCUUAGAAAGUUGUCGCCCCUCCCGGCUCCGUUUCUUGAAGGGGAGAACUUGUAGCUUGGUGAUGAAGACUACGAAGGGCAAGGGCCCGGCCAGGAGCUCAAGGGAAGCCUUGAAGCCUGCUGAUGACAGAAUGGUUGGAAAGAGAAAGGCAGCAGCUAGGCCCGAUACCAAGCGCAAAGCUAAGAAGGACAAACGGGUCAAGAAAGACCCUAAUAAACCAAAGAGGCCUCCCAGUGCUUUCUUUGUUUUUCUAGAGGAGUUUAGGAAAACUUUCAAGAAGGAGAAUCCUAACAUAAAGGCUGUAUCAGCUGUCGGGAAAGCUGGAGGAGAGAAGUGGAAAUCCAUGUCUCAGGCGGAGAAAGCCCCGUAUGAAGCCAAGGCUGCAAAGAAGAAGGCUGAGUACGAAAAGCUGAUGAAUGCCUACAACAAGAAGCAGGAGAGCGUGGAUGACGAUGGUGAUGAGGAAUCAGAGAGGUCCAAAUCCGAAGUGAAUGAUGAAGAUGAAGCUAGUGCGGAGGAUGGUCAAGAGGAUGAGGAAGAAGAGGAGGAUGACGAUGACGAUGAGGACGACUAAAGAAGGAUGGUGUGGAACUCCAUGUUGAAUAGGUCCAUCUUGUGGACAAUUCUGGACUAUAGGUAUACGACGCGUCGAGCUAACGUAUGGCACUUCUGGUUCUCUUUUUCUUUUUUGGCUAUAGCCAGAUUCUUAUGGCUUGUUGUAUAACAUGUUCUGGUCCACAGAAAGUGCUUGUUGUUGUUUCCCAAGUAACAUAAUCUAUCCUAUGUCUCUGCUGUUUAUUGUCUAGCAUUUUGUUGCUCAUAA